Messenger RNA from Trichophyton rubrum CBS 118892, 691 nucleotides. RefSeq lists its product as uncharacterized. NCBI's taxonomy places the organism in Eukaryota, Fungi, Ascomycota, Eurotiomycetes, Onygenales, Arthrodermataceae. The coding region runs from base 110 to 445 and encodes 111 amino acids. The transcript has a single exon. The record is from RefSeq and is a predicted model, not a curated record.
GGGAGCCGGCAAUCAUCAUCUUUCUCUCCUGAAUUUUGAGAAUCCUUCCUUCAAUGCUGUUUUUCACCACGAACCUGGACACCUUCACAUCCCGUAGUUGGCCCAUACGAUGCACACGAUCAAUGGCCUGAGCUUCCACGGCGAAGCUCCACCAGGGAUCCAUCAUGAACACGUGGUUUGCAACUGUCAGAUUCAAUCCGACACCGCCAGCUCUCAAGCUGAUCAAAAGCACACUCGGAGGGGAACCUUUGUCCUUCCUGCGCCUAUUUCGGUAUUCCUUAAAAGGGUCCGGGGAAUGUGCAAUAUCAUCAUCAUCGUCAAUGUCCUCUUCGUCAAUUAUAGGGGCAUUGAACUGGGCAAGAACCGUGGCACGAGCCUUUUGACUCAUCGUGCCGUCAAAGCGAAGAUGAGCAAUACCGGCGGUAGUCAGCUGCGGGGAUAUUAAGUCCAAAAAGGAGGUAAACUGAGAAAAUACCACAGCCUUGGUGCCUCUGGGAAGACGUGUAAGAUGGGUGAUAAGAGCAUGGAUCUUCGCAGAAGUUUUGGCAGAGGGGGACAGGGGAUUGAUCCGACGUAAGGAUAUUCGGCAUGCGGGAGGAGCGGGAUUGUCCAAAGGCGGAGGAUUUUGUGUUGCGGGAGUCUGUUCUGGAGAUUCAUGCCUCACAACUUCAAAAAUAUCGCGAGAACUUAG